AUGUCACCCAUCUCUUUGCAGCUCCCGCCUUCUCCUCCUUCCCAUUCCCGUCCUCCGUCUCACCCAAACAACCUCUUCCUCGACUCAGCUGCUGCCGUCCAUCUCCUCAACUCCUCCGCUGCCCAAAGAGAUCUGAGGCUUACCACCUGCCUUCAUGCUGGCCUCUUCAAGUCUGGCCUCCAUUCCAACCUCUUCGUCGCCAAUUCCCUUCUCGAUGCCUACUCCAAGUGUGGCCGUCUGGACUGCGCCACAGAGCUUUUCGACCGAAUGCCCCAAAGAGAUGUAGUCUCUUGGACCUCCUUGAUAUCCGGUCACUGCCACAAUGGAGCAGCUCAUGCCGCUGUCCGUGUCUUCUUGAAUAUGCUGUCAGAAGGAGCGGCCCCUCUUCCUAAUGAGUUCACCGUUGCGGCUGUCCUUCGGGCUUGUGCGCUGCUAAAGGAUGAGAAAUUGGGGAGGAUGAUGCAUGGUUUCCUGAUCUCUAAUGGGUUUCAUGGGGAUAACUUUGUACUCAACUCCUUGAUUGAUACUUACUCGAAGUUAGGGUAUAUAGCGAGCGCUGAGAAACUUGUUAAUGGGUUGAUCUGCAGGGAUGUGGUUUCUUGGACUGCGGUGACCUCGGGUUGUGUCCUCCAUGGGAUGUUUGAAAAGGCCUUGGUUUUGUUUAUAACGAUGUUGGAAGAUGGCAUUCGACCGAAUGAGGUGACGAUGUUGAGCGUCAUUCAGGCUUGCUCGUUGAUGAGUGAUUCGAGUUUGUUUGGUUGGGUUCAUGCUUUGGUUAUGAAAUUGGAGCUGGAUAGCAAUGGUUUGGUGGUAAAUUCUCUUGUGGAGAUGUAUGCGAAGAAUGCGUUGGUGGCCGAAGGGAUAAAGAUUUUCUUUCGAUUCUAUUUCCCAAAUGGAGAUGUCUGUUCUGAUCCUGAUGUUGUUGCUUCCCUUGUCCAUGGUUGCUCACAUUCAGAAUCCUUGGAGCGUGGGAGGGAGAUCCAUGCAUAUUUGAUUAAGAUGAAUUACUUCCCAUGCACUAUUAUUGCGAACUCCCUCAUGGGUAUGUAUGCAAAGCAUGAGCAGGCCGCGUCGGCCCAUUCGAUCUUCAGAAGAAUGGAGAACAGAGAUAUAAUAUCUUGGAAUACAGUGAUCUCAUGUUUUGUGAAGAAUGGAAGCAUUGCAGAAGCUUUGCAACAUCUCAGUGGAAUCCACGGCACAAGUGGAGGCGCGCUAGCGCCUGAUCAUGUAACAAUGUUGAGUUCAAUACAAGCAUGCUCUGAUAUAGCAUCGCUCCAACAAGGCCAGAUACUACAUGGAUACGUGAUUAGAUCAGGCUUCGAUCACGAUGUAUUUAUCUGUAAUGCUCUCAUAGACAUGUAUGCAAAAUCAGGCAGGAUAGACUUAGCAGAGCAGAUCUUCAAAGAUAUGGAUAUAAGGGAUCUUGGCUCCUGGAAUUCAAUGAUUGCAGCUUAUGGGAUCCAUGGAGAUGGUAAUUCUGCCCUCAAUGUUUUCGCUGAGCUUAAGAGCAGGGGAAGGCAUAAACCAAAUGGUCUAACAUUUGCUAGUAUUAUUUCGGCAUGUGGUCAUUCGGGAUCGACAGUGGAAGGCUUUGAGUGCUUCAAGAGCAUGCAUAGGGACUUUGGAAUUGAGCCAAGCAUGGAGCAUUAUGCUGCGGUAGUGGACCUUUUGGGGAGGUCUGGGAAGCUCGAUGAAGCAGUGGAAUUCAUUAAAACUAUGCCCAUUAAGCCUGGACCAUCAGUGUGGGGAUCCCUUUUGGGUGCUUGUGUGCUUUAUGAGAAUGUUGAGAUUGCGGAAAGAGCUGCGGAGGAGCUUUCUGUUUUGGAACCAGAUGGAAACGUCUGGAGGGUGGCAUUGUCAAAUGUAUAUGCAGUGGCUGGAAGAUGGGGAGAUGUGGUGAGGUUGAGAGCUGAGAUGAAGAGAGAGGGAUUGAGAAAGGAGGCUGGAUGGAGUUAUGUCGAGGUUGGAGGCAUGGAGAGCUUUAGGUUUGUAGUGGGGGAUACAAGACACCCACAAACUGAAAGGAUUUAUGAAGUGUGGCACAGUAUCAAGGAGCACAUGCUAGAUGCUUGUCCAAAGGCAGUUUGA
Phoenix dactylifera (date palm) is the source of this 2088-nucleotide messenger RNA. Lineage: Eukaryota; Viridiplantae; Streptophyta; Magnoliopsida; Arecales; Arecaceae. The record is from RefSeq and is a predicted model, not a curated record.